Messenger RNA from Aspergillus tubingensis, 921 nucleotides. Its product is annotated as putative isoflavone reductase family protein. NCBI's taxonomy places the organism in Eukaryota, Fungi, Ascomycota, Eurotiomycetes, Eurotiales, Aspergillaceae. The transcript has a single exon. The record is from RefSeq and is a predicted model, not a curated record. The coding region runs from base 1 to 921 and encodes 306 amino acids.
AUGGUCAAGAUUCAAUCGCGUCGCAUUGUGCUCGUUGGGGCGACAGGCGCUUUAGGAUCCCACAUACUUAAUGCUCUUCUUGAUACUGGGGUCCACCAUAUCUCCGUCAUAACCAGACCGGAGAAUGGCAAGAUCUUCGACAACAGAGUCUCCGUGAAUAGGGUCGAUCUGGAUGAUGAGGCAUCGCUUGUUCGCUGUCUUAUCGGUCAGGAUGCUCUCAUCAUAGCUCUGAGCCCAGAGAGCUACGCAAAGCAGAUCUCACUGAUCCGGGCGGCGGCGGGUGCCCGAGUGCCGUACAUCGUUCCAACUGAGUUUGGGUCGGAUCCGACACACGAGAGAUUAAACCGGGAGAUAGGUUUGGCAGAGAUGCAGAAGCCUUUCCGUGCUUUGAUUGAGGAGCUCGGAGUUAGUUCAUGGAUUGGCGUUGUGAAUGGGAUCUUCUUCGAUUUCAAUGUGCGCAACGGUUUCUGGGGUCUUGACAUCCGGAACCGCAAAGUUACAUUCUACGAUGAUGGCCAGGUCAAGAUCAAUACAUCAACUCUUUCCUGGAUAGCCAUCAGCCUUGCACGCUUCUUCAGUAUGCCGGACGAGUUCAUCCAACAACAUCGGAAUACCUGGAUCUAUUUCAGUUCCUUCUUAGUCAGCCAGCGCGACGUUUUUGAGAGUGCUAUACGGAUGACAAGGACAGUACAAGCAGAUUGGGAAGUAGUGAGGGUGAAUUCCAAGGUGGCAGCUCAGGAGGCUAAGAAGGGCAUGGAAGAUGGUGAUCAUAUGGCCGUGUUCAGCCUUCUCUUCGCGUUAACUUUCCAAGAAGGGUUUGGAUCGAACUUUUCUGACCGGUUGAUAAACUACUCGGCGAUGGGACUGAGUCCGCCAACUUUGGAUAGCGUUGUUGAGGGGCUAGUGGAGGACUGUACCUAG